Molecule: messenger RNA, 1409 nt
Organism: Chelmon rostratus (copperband butterflyfish)
Lineage: Eukaryota; Metazoa; Chordata; Actinopteri; Chaetodontiformes; Chaetodontidae
Gene: urm1
Product: ubiquitin related modifier 1
Exons: 5
Coding region: 7-312 (101 amino acids)
Biological process (GO): protein urmylation; tRNA thio-modification
Cellular component (GO): nucleus; cytoplasm
Molecular function (GO): protein tag activity
Source: RefSeq, a predicted model, not a curated record
GACAAUAUGGCAGCGCCCUUAGCGAUUCACCUGGAGUUUGGUGGCGGAGCAGAGCUGCUUUUUAAUGGUGUGAAGGAACAUCAUGUGACUCUUCCAAGCCAAUCUCAGCCCUGGGGCAUGAAGCAGCUGCUGGUCUGGAUCCAACGGAACCUGCUGAAGGAACGGCCCGAGCUCUUUGUCCAGGGAGACUCUGUGAGACCUGGGAUUCUGGUGCUUAUCAAUGACGCAGACUGGGAGCUAAUGGGAGAGCUGGACUACCAACUGCAAGACCAAGACAACGUUGUGUUCAUCUCUACUCUUCAUGGAGGAUAGAAAAUGAGUUGAAGAACACAAACAUAUCCCUGACAUCUCUGUAACAGCCUUUUUCUGCACAUCCUCCCCACUCCUCACUCUUUCUCCCCCCAACAUCUCAACAACACAUCGCCCCAUUGGACGCUGCAGACAUGUCAGCCUGCACCAUCACAUACGAGGUGAUUGAUGUUGGCCCGUAGGAAUGAGUAGAAUUUCAGAGAUGGUUACCAAGAAAAAAUGUGGACAGAAAUUGUUUCGACGUUUGCAUGAACACCUAUGGAUAUAUAUAUACUUUUUUUUUAUAAAUCAAGCUGGACAGGUUUAAAGGGCAGUCACAUGAAGCCGUGGUUGUACUGGUCAACUCACAGAAGAGUCCUACAGUCGGCGUGCAGACCUUCACCUCCCUGCAGCCUCCCCUCCAGCAUGACUGAAAGACGAAAUGACCUUCUCUCGGGGUCUACAAUGACCUUUAGUACAUGAGAGUAUGAAAGAAAAGGCAACACUUUGCUUAAACCCUCCUGAUUAACAUUUCUAAGCAAAUAUAUCAACAUUUAAUAAUUUGUUCAUAACACACUAUGGUGUAGUUGUGAGCAGAUAUACAACAUGUGAAGUGUUUAAUCAUGUAUUAGUCAAAAAUUAGAACUUCUCCUGUAAAGGCGUAUUUUUUGUGAUUACAGCGAAGUUCUUCUACUCUUAUUUAUUAUCUGUUUGUAUACCAGCUGAUGAAUAAUUCAAAAUGUCCUUACACCUGCCUAGAACCACAUUGUAUUGUGUUAUAAGCCAUUUAUUAAGUGUUAGUAAUGUGCUUAGAAAUGCCAGGGGCUCAGAAUAAGGUGUUGCCUAAGAAAUGUUUUUUUCUAAUGUGUUUUUAUUCUUUUUAGUGCUUCUGACAUUUUUCCUCACUACAUGAAAAAAAUAAAACUUUUUUUUACAAAAUAAGUACCUGAAUCUUUGUUAAAUCAUAAUUUUCAUAAUUUUAUAUUUAAAAAAUCUAUGUAUUAUAGCAAUGCAUAUUUUGGGCUUUUUUUCUGUGGGAAUAUUCUCAGUUAUAAACAGGUGAAAUAACAAAUUAAAUAUAUAUAUAUUGAUUUAAACUGCAAUUUUUAUACACUAAUUUA